Messenger RNA from Peronospora matthiolae, 363 nucleotides. Lineage: Eukaryota; Oomycota; Peronosporomycetes; Peronosporales; Peronosporaceae. The record is from the annotation of a GenBank genome assembly.
AUGGACUUCGUCUUCGGAUUUCCCAAGGACGUUCAUAAGAAUACUGGUAUUGUUGUGUUUGUGGAUCGGUUCAGCACGAUGGUACAUCUUGUUGCUGUACCGGAGUCCUUCACAGCACAGGGCUGUGCACGUGUCUUCAUUGAUACCAUCUUCCGACUUCACGGGUUACCCCGUGAACUCGUGUCCGAUAGGGACCCCCGCUUUACGGCGGAGUUCUGGCAAUCCGUGUUCCGUUCACUUGUAACACGUUUGAAGACGUCGACUUCUAAUUAUCCAGAAUCAGAUGGUCGGACGGAACGCGUCAACCGCGUUUUCGAAGGAAUACUUCGAGGGUACGUCCACUCGUUUUUCGAGCUGGAGUGA